Cicer arietinum (chickpea) is the source of this 3382-nucleotide messenger RNA. Its product is annotated as probable disease resistance protein At4g27220. Gene Ontology annotation, molecular function: ADP binding. NCBI's taxonomy places the organism in Eukaryota, Viridiplantae, Streptophyta, Magnoliopsida, Fabales, Fabaceae. The record is from RefSeq and is a predicted model, not a curated record.
CCCUUUAUAUUAUGUUACUUUGAAGAAAUGUGCAUACCACAUCAAAAGUAUUUAUAAGAAGUUUUCUUUACCGCAAGCGCUCAAGGAUUCUUCCCUUAGAUAAAUGUCAAGAGUGAUAAUAAAAGAGAAAUAAAGCAAUUAAACUUCUAAUUGCUCAAAGCUAGAAAGCAUCAAGGUUGAGAUCAAAGGAAAAAAUAUAAAAUUUAUAAAAAAUUAAGAUUGCUUUGAUUAAAUGGCAGAUAUUGUUAUCUCCAUUGUGACCAAAGUUUCUGAAUAUUUGGUGGAACCAGCAAUACGUGAGGGAAAAUACAUUUUUUGUGUUAAUGAAAUUGUUGAAGAUUUUGAGAAUGAAAAAAAUGAGCUAAUAUCUGAAAGAGACAACCUUGUGAACCGUGUUGAACAAGCCAAACACAGAGCUGAAGAAAUCGAAAAGUCAGUAGAGAAGUGGUUGAGUGAUGUGGAAAGUCUAUUGAAAGAGGUGGAAGAUUUGAACCAACAGAUGAAAGCAAACAAAAGUUGCUUUCAAGGAAGGUUUCCAACAUGGACAAAAUAUCAUUUGUGCAAGAAAAUGGUAAAAAAGGAAAAUGCAAUGAUGAAGUUGAAAGGCAAAAGCAAUAAUAUUCAACCAUUUUCUCACCGUGCUCCUCUUCCUGGCAUUCAGUACCGGUCAUUAGAAAAUUUUACUUAUUUUGAAUCAACAAAAGUGGCUUAUGAUCAACUCUUGGAAGCACUUGAAGAUGAUAAAAUCUACAUGAUAGGAGUGUAUGGGAUGGGUGGAUCAGGGAAAACAACUCUUGUAACAGAAGCGUCUAAGAAGGUUGAAGGAUUGAAGUUUGAUAAGGUUGUACUAAUCACAGUGUCUCAAACUCCAAACAUUAGAGUCAUUCAAGGACAAAUGGCAGAUGCGUUAAACAUAAAAUUGGAGGAUGAACAUGAAGAGGGAAGAGCACAACGUUUGUGGUUGAGUUUGAAACAAAAUAGUCGACUUCUAAUAAUAGUAGACGACUUAUGGAAAGAGUUUAAUUUGAUGGAUAUAGGGAUUCACUUAGACAAUGAUAACAAGGGUGCUUGGAAGAUCAUUUUAACCACUCGUAAUCAACAUAUAUGUGAUUUGAUGCAAUGUCAAAAGAAUAUUUAUAUGGGACUCUUACGUGAAUAUGAGUCUUGGGCUUUGUUCCAAAAACAUGCAAAAGUUGAUGACAGAUUCUCUGAGUCAUUGGAUGGUGUACCACAAAAACUUUGCAAUGAAUGUAAGGGACUACCUAUAGCAAUUAAAGCAGUGGGAUCUUCACUAAAAGGAAAAUCCAAUGACGACUGGAAGAUAGCAUUGCAUAAUUUGGCUCAUCCAGAUUUUAUUGAUGAUGAAGUGGAAGGAGUGGGAGAUGCUUUAAGUUGUCUUAAACUAAGUUAUGAUUAUUUAGGAGAGAAAAAAGCUAAAAUGAUCUUCUUGAUGUGUUCUAUGUUUCCUGAAGACUAUAAAAUCGCAAGAGAAGAUUUGAUUAGAUAUGCAAUUGGACUAGACCCAGGAAGAAUGUUUUCAUUAGGCAUAGCAAGAAGUGGAAUCGAAGCAAGCAUAAACAGGCUUUUAGAAUCAUGUUUGUUGAUGGAUGUUGAUGAAAACAAAGAGUAUGUGAAGAUGCAUGACAUGGUUCGUGACACGGCACUAUGGAUUGCAAAGGGAUUGGAGAAUCACAAAAUCUUGGUAAAUGUUGACAAACCAUUUAGCAACAUGGUAGAGGAUAAUGAUAUAAGAGAUUGUUUUGCAAUAUCCUCAUGGUAUGAAAAGGAAGAUAAAAUUAAUCAUUUACUGCAUGCUCCAAACCUUAAAAUUUUAUUGAUCAGGGGUUCCAAAAAGUUAUCCGAUGAAACAUUUGAAGGAAUAGAAGGGCUCCAAGUACUUUCUAUAAUCAAUGAUAAAUAUGGUACACCAUUAUCAUUGCCUUUGUCAGUUCAUAUUUUAACAAAUCUUCGAACUCUACGCUUGCAAAAAUGGAAAUUGGGUGACAUUUCUUUCAUAUCAAACUUAAAAAAACUAGAGGUUCUUGACUUACAAGAAUGUAUCCUCAAUGAACUUCCUAAAGAAGUAGGAGAUCUCAAAAGAUUGAAGCUUCUGGAUUUGUCAUCCUGUGAUUUUCUUGAAAACUAUCAUGAGUAUAAUGGAGCAAUAGGUAAAUGUUCACAAUUGGAAGAGUUAUAUGUUUCAAAAUGGUGGCAAAAAGAGUUAUAUUCUCAGUGUGUUGAAGAUAUUAUUACUCUCCCAAAUUUGCAAAGAUUUGUAAGUUAUAGUUCUUUGUACAAUUAUCAUGUGAAAUCCUCACAACUUUUACAUGUAGUCAAGUUUAAUAUCUCCAUGUUGAAGUCAUCUAAAAAUAAUCUUCUUCAGAUAGCCGAAGCUGUUCAUCUUGAACAACUUAAUGGAGGAUUUAAAAAUGUUGUCCCUGAAGUGGUUAGAGUUGUGGGAGGCAUGAAUGGUUUGACUUAUCUCCAUCUUACAAGUUGCCAAAUGAUAGAACGCGUCUUCGAUACACCUUAUGAUUCUGAUUCUGAGGUAGAUCUUUGGAUUCCAAAGUUGGUGGAGUUAGUAUUGAUGGAAUUGGAAUGUUUGAAAGAAUUUUGUCGAGGCACACCGGCGCAAGUGCUACGUUUCUUCGAGAAAUUAGAAAAAAUUAUAAUAUUUGAUUGCCAUCAGUUGCAGAACAUAUUUCCACAUGAAUGCAACUUACAAAAUCUUACAAGACUCCAAAUAAAUAAUUGCAAGUUUGGUGAAGCACUCUUCUCGAUGCCUGUUGCUCGAAGUCUUCAACAGUUAGAAGAGCUGAUAAUAGAAGAGUGCAAUGAAUUAAAGCAUAUAAUUGCCAAUGCAAGAGAGCAAGAUUCAAAUACAAGACUUGAAUUAGUUACAGCUUUGCCUCUAUGGAGUUCACAUUUUGUAAUGCCUAAAUUGAAGAAACUUCACAUUUCAUCGUGUAGGAAGUUAGUGUCGAUAUUUCCAAUAUGCUGUUUUGAAGUACUUGCAUUCCUUGAAGAGAUAUAUAUUGGGCGUGCUCCUGCUCUAGAACUUGUAUUUGGUGAAUGUGAUCACCAAAAUCAUUCAUCUCACCAAUGCCAAAACCAGAACAAUCGUCUUUGUUUGAAACAGCUCACCCUCUACGAUCUUGAAAAUCUCGUCGGGAUAUGUCCCGAAAACAAUCGUGCAAAGUGGCCAUCUACAAAAUGUCUAACUGUGAUGGAAUGUCCGAAGUUGAGUCCAUCAUGGAUUGCUACGAUGGUCAGCUCUGAGGUAGGAGAAGUACAUUAUACCCUUUCUAAUUAAUAUGCAAAACUUUUUGAAUCCAUUUGUACAUAUUUUUGUGCUAUUAAUUGCAAAUUUUACCAUCUUGGU